GGGUGUGUCCGAGGACUGAAACGAAAGUAAAACUAUUACUCGCUAUACGAUUUACGCGGAAUCAUCGGGGCUAAAAAUCAGUACGUGUAUGAAAGAUCAUAACUUGACUGUAUAAUGGAGCCUUACGAAAACCAAAAACGAAGGAAUAUUGUACAGGAAAGACCUGCUAAAAAGCCUUACAAUGGCUUGAAAAAUCAAGGUGCAACGUGCUACCUGAACUCUAUACUGCAGUGUCUCUACAUGACCGAAGACUUCCGACAAGAAGUAGAAAGAUUUGUACCAGAUCAAAGAAACCAUGCUAAGGAAAGUUUGAUGCAAGAACUGCAGAAGCUCUUUAAAGAGAUGAAGAAAGGUGAUUGUAAGAUUGAAGGGAUAACUCGAAUGUUGGGUAUAACCAAUGUCUAUGAACAGGAGGACGUAGUAGAAUACUAUCAGAAAACUCUAAAAGCAAUUGGACAACAAAGUUCCAAGAUAUUUGAAGGGAAAAUGAGCAACAAAACGAAAUGUAUAAAAGAUCAUAUAUUUGAAGAGGAGUGUCACUUUUUCACGAUCCCUUUAUCCAUAGAAGUUGAACACAACGAGGUCUUCAAAGUGCACAAUGGAUUACACACUUUUCUUGAACGGAUAAAGUUAGAUGAAGACAACUGGCUGUAUUGUAAACAAUGUGGACAAAAAAAUGAAACAGAGACUUGGAAUGAAAUCAAGGAGCUUCCUAAAAUCCUGACCCUGUACCCAAAGAGGUUUUACUUUGACUACUACAAGAUGAGGCCUGUGAAGAAUCACUGUCCCAUGGACAUUCCCCUGCAACUUGUGAUGAGUCCGAAUUUGAAAUAUGAGCUUUAUGCAGUUAUCAACCACAUAGGAAAUGAACGUGGAGGGCACUACAAUGCUGUCAUCAAAUCCUUUGAGGAUGGUAAAUGGUACUGUUUUGAUGACACUUCUGUCAGAGAGGAUUCAGAGAGCUCUUUCAGACUUUCACAGCAGGCUUAUUUGCUCAUGUACAGAAAUGUAGAGGUAGAUAGGCUGAGCCCAGAUGAGAAAUCAACCAACGAGUACUAUGAGCUGUUCACUACACUGCUGCAGAGGAUCCAACACUUUAUCUCUGUGUUUAAGGAGAGCAAGUUCCCCUCCAAUUAUAAGGAAACUGAGAUCCUAUGUCACCAGUUUCUUGAUUUUAAGAAGAAACAUCUGCUUGAAAUUGAGGCUUAUAAAAAACAUUGUUACAAGACCUUUGAGGUUGCUGUGCAGGCUGGACAGAUUAAGGUUCAUCCCAGUUAUCACACCACCAAUGUGGAGGAGAAGUGGUGUCUACUACAAACAGCCAUAAUUGAGCGAGAGAGACUGCUCACAAAGGAGUUUAAACGGGUGUACUAUUUCCAUCACCAUCUGUUAAAACAGUGCAGGGGGUUCAGUGUACCCCUAACACAGCCAGAGCUGGAUAAAGCCAAGAUAUGCUACAUCCAGGACCUGUUGGUCUGGCUGGAGAAUAAACAAAUACAAAUACAAAACAUGGAGUGGGGAGCAGAUCUACAGUCCAAUGGAUUCCAUCUGGGUAUCACACUACAUCAGUCUAUCAUAGACUUCAAAUCCAACAUUGACCAUGCUCAUGCAGAUGAGAUUCCCACAAAUAGACAAGCAUACAGAUCUUAUCUGGACGAGCUGGACAUAAAGUACAAAAUACUUCUGGAGCUUCAUAAGACUAAGAAGAACUUGAAGCAGUGCCAUCAUAACUUCAUGAGCAAUAGACAGGACUCUGAGCCAGGACUCUCGGAUGAGUGCAAGCAGGCUGAUUACAAUAACCUGCCUCAAUCACUGGAACAAGCAGAGCAUGAUGAGUCUGUGUGUAAGAGUUACAUCACUCGAAUUAAAAGCUUAAGGCUGAGCCUGCUGAAUUAUGGGACAUAUAUUAUCAGCUGCUUCAAGCAGACAGCUUUUUCCCAGGACACCAGUAAACAAAAGGAAAUUCAGACUAUGUUGGAGAAUAUGAAGAAAGAAUUUGAUGCACUGACUGAAGCAACACUGACUUCUGCUCAGCAGUCCACCUGGGAAUAUAAUCUCCUUUGCUGGGAGAUUGACUUCACCGCAAAGGAGCUGAAGCAUGUUUACUUGCUCUUCUCUGACUACUGCAAGGCAAUGGGUUUUUACUUAAAAGAACAUAGCACACAAGAUACCGGAGAUGUUCACAAGACAAAUGAGAACCAGCUGUCUGAUGUUCUCAAAGUUCAUGCAAAUGAGAAAGAGAUGGCAUCCAACCAAGAACUGCUAACGACAUGAAAAGCUCAAGACUGAGUAGACUCAGAGUGGUAGACACCACUCCUAACAGUUUUUCAUGUGAUUAAAUAGACCAAUAGCUUUUUAUGUUUAAUUUGCUAAUUUUCAUGAAUGGUGCAACGCUUUGUUGUAAUAUUAUAGAUUUCUGUUCAGAAUGGAAAGUAAUUUAUUUAGAUGUUACACAGAACAAGUAAACAAUUUAUGAAAUGACUACGUUUUAUUAAUUUU
Tachysurus fulvidraco (yellow catfish) is the source of this 2499-nucleotide messenger RNA. Its product is annotated as ubiquitin carboxyl-terminal hydrolase 47-like. The transcript has 21 exons. Gene Ontology annotation, molecular function: cysteine-type endopeptidase activity; cysteine-type deubiquitinase activity. Bases 115 to 2274 code for a protein of 719 amino acids. Gene Ontology annotation, cellular component: nucleus; cytosol. NCBI's taxonomy places the organism in Eukaryota, Metazoa, Chordata, Actinopteri, Siluriformes, Bagridae. The record is from RefSeq and is a predicted model, not a curated record. Gene Ontology annotation, biological process: protein deubiquitination.